Pieris rapae (cabbage white) is the source of this 603-nucleotide messenger RNA. RefSeq names its product extensin-2-like. The record is from RefSeq and is a predicted model, not a curated record. The transcript is spliced from 3 exons. Bases 1 to 603 code for a protein of 200 amino acids. NCBI's taxonomy places the organism in Eukaryota, Metazoa, Arthropoda, Insecta, Lepidoptera, Pieridae.
AUGUUUAGUAUUAUUAUUGCACUAAGUGCGUUAUACGUCGCAAGUGAUGCAACAAGUAGUUGUCAUGAAAUACAACAAUCGCACUUGGCCUCUCUUCACGAACGCAUGAACCACAUGCUCAGCACAUUAUACUCGUCACCGUUAUUCCCAAAGACUCCACCCACAACAACUACACCACCCAGUACCUCGACCCCGGAAUCAUCACCACAAGAACCAUCAUAUUAUUCUUAUCCGCCACCAGUGGUCUAUCUCCCAUCGCCGGCCCCAUAUUACGGGAAUGAACCUGCAGUGCAACCUGAGUAUUCCCAUCCAUGGACCUACGAACAGUAUUACCAGUAUUACAAUCCACCUACCCCUGUAGGUGCUCCUGCUCCACCGAUACCUCCUACUCCUGUCACUUAUCCCUAUCCCUAUCCACCUCCAACUUAUGAUUAUUCCUCUAUCCAUCCUCCGGAGUAUCCCUCCUAUAGACCUCCAUACCCCUAUCCAAACUACCCUCCCGCAACGUACCCUCCUGCAACGUACCCACCUGCAACCUACCCCCCUCCAACCUACCCCCCUUCAACCUAUCCACAUUAUCCGCCUCCUCAUUAUACCUUGUAA